AUGGGUUAUUUUCUGUUGAUGAUCACCUGCCUUUUAGAAGAUUUAUUUAAUAUAAAAAUAGUUGUUACUGGUGAUGACUUAUCAAAUGAUAAGAAACGUUCAUUAAUUAUAUUAAAUCACCGAACACGCCUUGAUUGGAUGUUUGUAUGGAUGCUGCAUAGUCGAUACAAAAUUCUUAAGCAACUAAAAAUUGUUUUGAAAGCUCAACUUAAACGUGUACCUUUCCUAGGCUGGAGUAUUCAACAUGCUGGUUAUCUUUUUCUUGAACGUAUUUGGACAAAAGAUCAACAAAAAAUGAAAAGUGUUAUAAGUUAUUAUAAAUCUUGUCAAACUCCACUUUCCCUAUUAAUCUUUCCGGAAGGAACAAAUUUAAACGAUGAAACAAGAAUAAAAAGUAAUAAUUACGCUUCAAAACAAACGAACUACAAUAGGCCAUAUUAUUAUUGUCUUCACCCACAUAUCACAGGAUUCACAUAUUUACUUAAUACAAUGCGAUCAGACGAUAUGAUUGAUAAUAUUGAUGAUGUAACAAUUGGUUAUGAAGGAGAUUUUCCAAUAACAGAAUUUGAUUUAUUGAAAGGUGUUUUUCCAAGUGUAGUUCAUUUUCAUGUUAAACGCUAUUCUAUAAAUGAUUUACCACAAGAAGAUGAAAAAAUUGGUGAAUGGUUACAAAACUGUUGGGAUGAAAAAGAAAAUCGACUGAAAAAAUUUUAUAUGACAAAACAAUUCGAUCCACUGUUAAACACAUUUGAAAAUAGAAAAAUCGAAUCAAAUGUACGAUUUCAGCGUCGUCUAGCAAUGAUUUUAUGGACUUUAUUCGUACUGUUUUGGUCAUACUGUCUCAUUGCUUAUAUUAAAAUAAAAAUAUACGUUUUCAUAGUGUGUUUAUUUCACUUGGUAUUGGAGGUAUUUGCCAAUGGUAUUAUUGAUUUUGUUUGUCAGUUGGAUGCAAAUUAUCGACAAAAACAAACUGCUAUUAAACAAGACUAA
Molecule: messenger RNA, 990 nt
Organism: Rotaria socialis
Lineage: Eukaryota; Metazoa; Rotifera; Eurotatoria; Philodinida; Philodinidae
Source: the annotation of a GenBank genome assembly